Chinchilla lanigera (long-tailed chinchilla) is the source of this 6119-nucleotide messenger RNA. RefSeq names its product apoptotic peptidase activating factor 1 (gene Apaf1). Gene Ontology annotation, molecular function: protein binding; ADP binding. NCBI's taxonomy places the organism in Eukaryota, Metazoa, Chordata, Mammalia, Rodentia, Chinchillidae. Gene Ontology annotation, cellular component: apoptosome. The record is from RefSeq and is a predicted model, not a curated record. Gene Ontology annotation, biological process: regulation of apoptotic process; apoptotic signaling pathway.
GGCGCGCGCGGCGGCCGCCCUCCGGGGCCAGCGCGCGUGUUUGCCUGCGCGGGCGCGCGCUGUCUGGGCUGGGCGGGCCGCGUAGGUUUUGACUGCUCAGCGGUCGUGAGGCGGAGAGGAGGAGGUAGCCUGGGGACGCGAAUGCUUCCUUCCCGGGCCGAGGCCUGAGGGCGCCUCCGGAGUGACGCGCAGGGGCGCGGCGACCGCGCCGACUGGCCGCGGUGGCUCGGGAGGGCGCGGGGUUCCCUCCCUCAUGGUUGAUAGCUCAGAGAGAAGAAACUUGGAGAGAGGAUGGAUGCAAAAGCCCGAAACUGUUUGCUUCAACAUAGAGAAGCUCUGGAAAAGGACAUCAAAACAUCCUACAUCAUGGAUCACAUGAUCAGUGAUGGAGUUUUAACAAUAUCAGAGGAGGAAAGGGUAAAAAAUCAGCCCAGUAAUCAUCAGCGAGCAGCUACACUAAUUAAAAUGAUACUUAAGAAAGAUAAUUAUUCCUACAUAUCGUUCUACAAUGCUCUACUGCACGAGGGAUAUAAAGAUCUUGCUGCCCUUCUUCAUAGUGGCAUGCCUGUGCUUUCGUCCUCCAGUGGCAAAGAUUCAGCGGAUGGCAUAACUUCAUACGUGAGGACAGUGCUGUGCGAAGGUGGAGUACCGCAAAGGCCGGUUGUCUUUGUUACCAGGAAGAAGCUGGUGAACGCAAUCCAGCAGAAGCUCUUGAAGCUGAACGGUGAACCAGGGUGGGUCAGCAUCUACGGCAUGGCCGGCUGCGGGAAGUCGGUGUUGGCUGCAGAAGCAGUUCGAGAUCAUUCCCUCUUAGAAGGUUGUUUCCCAGGGGGCGUGCACUGGGUUUCUGUUGGGAAACAAGACAAAUCUGGACUUCUGAUGAAACUGCAGAAUCUUUGCACACGUUUGGAUCAGGAUGAGAGUUUCUCCCAGAGGCUUCCUCUUAAUAUUGAAGAGGCCAAAGACCGACUUCGCAUUCUGAUGCUGCGCAAACACCCGAGGUCUCUGUUGAUUUUGGAUGAUAUUUGGGACCCUUGGGUGUUAAAAGCUUUUGACAAUCAGUGUCAGAUUCUUCUUACAACCAGAGAUAAGAGUGUUACGGAUUCAGUGAUGGGUCCUAAAUACGUAGUGCCUGUGGAGAGCGGCCUUGGAAAAGAAAAAGGACUUGAAAUUUUAUCCCUUUUUGUUAAUAGGAAGAAAGCGGAUUUGCCAGAAGAAGCUCACAGUAUUAUAAAAGAAUGCAAAGGUUCUCCUCUUGUAGUAUCUUUAAUUGGUGCACUUUUACGUGAUUUUCCCAACCGCUGGGAGUACUACCUCAGGCAACUUCAGAACAAGCAGUUUAAGAGAAUUAGGAAGUCUUCAUCUUAUGAUUAUGAGGCUCUAGAUGAAGCCAUGUCUAUAAGCGUUGAAAUGCUUAGAGAAGACAUCAAAGACUAUUACACGGAUCUCUCCAUCCUGCAGAAGGAUGUUAAGGUGCCUACACAGGUGUUAUGUAUUCUCUGGGACAUGGAAACUGAAGAGGUUGAAGACAUACUGCAAGAGUUUGUUAAUAAGUCUCUAUUAUUUUGUGAUCGGAACGGAAAGUCAUUUUGUUAUUAUUUACAUGAUCUUCAAGUAGAUUUUCUGACAGAGAAGAAUCGCAGCCAGCUUCAGGAUCUACAUAAGAAGAUGAUCACUCAGUUCCAGAGAUAUCACCAGCCUCAUACCCUGUCCCCAGAUCAGGAGGAUUGUAUGUAUUGGUACAACUUUCUGGCCUAUCACAUGGCCAGUGCUAAUAUGCACAAAGAACUUUGCACUUUAAUGUUUUCCCUGGAUUGGAUUAAAGCAAAAACAGAACUUGUAGGCCCUGCUCAUUUGAUUCAUGAAUUUGUGGAAUACAGGCAUAUAUUGGAUGAAAAGGAUUGCGCAGUCUGUGAGAAUUUUCAGGAGUUUUUAUCUUUAAAUGGACACCUUCUUGGACGACAGCCAUUUCCUAAUAUUGUACAACUGGGGCUCUGUGAACCGGAAACUUCAGAAGUUUAUCAGCAAGCAAAGCUGCAGGCCAAGCAGGAGGUCGAUAACGGGAUGCUUUACCUGGAGUGGAUAAACAAAAAAACCAUCAAGAAUCUCUCUCGCUUGGUUGUCCGCCCCCAUACAGAUGCUGUUUACCAUGCGUGCUUUUCUGAGGAUGGCCAGAGAAUAGCUUCUUGUGGAGCUGAUAAAACCUUACAGGUGUUCAAAGCUGAAACAGGAGAGAAACUUCUAGAAAUCAAUGCUCAUGAAGACGAAGUGCUUUGUUGUGCAUUCUCCACAGAUGAUAGAUUUAUAGCAACCUGCUCGGUGGAUAAAAAAGUGAAGAUUUGGAAUUCCGUGACUGGGGAACUUGUACAUACCUAUGAUGAGCACUCGGAGCAAGUGAACUGCUGCUGUUUCACCAACAACAGUCAAAACCUUCUCUUAGCCACUGCAUCAAAUGACUCUUUCCUCAAACUGUGGGACUUGAAUCAAAAACAGUGUCGAAAUACCUUGUUUGGACACACAAAUUCAGUUACUCACUGCAAAUUUUCCCCAGAUGAUGAGCUUUUGGCUAGUUGUUCAGCUGAUGGAACAUUAAAGCUCUGGGAUGUGAGAUCAGCAAACGAGAGGAAAAGCGUGAAUGUGAAGCAGUUCUUCCUAAAUCCAGAGGACUGUCAAGAGGAAAUGGAGGUGAUAGUGAAAUGUUGUUCGUGGUCUGCCGAUGGUGCUAGAGUAAUGGCGGCAGCAAAAAAUAAAAUCUUUCUUUUGGACGUUCACACCAGUGGCCUCGUAGCAGAAAUUCACACUGGCCACCACAGUACCAUCCAGUACUGUGACUUCUCCCCCCAGAACCACUUGGCAGUGGUGGCUUUGUCCCAGUUCUGCGUGGAGUUGUGGAAUACAGACUCAUGUGUGAAGGUCGCUGACUGCAGAGGACAUUUCAGUUGGGUUCAUGGUGUGAUGUUUUCUCCUGAUGGAUCAUCAUUUUUGACAUCUUCUGAUGACCAGACAAUCAGGGUCUGGGAGACAAAGAAGAUGUGUAAAAACUCUGCCGUUGUGUUAAAGCAAGAAAUAGAUGUUGUGUUUCAAGACAGUGAAGUGAUGGUCCUCGCAGCUGACAACGUAAGACGUCUGCAACUCAUUAAUGGAAAAACAGGUCAGACUGAUUACCUGACUGAAGCUCAAGUUAGUUGCUGUUGCUUAAAUCCACAUCUUCAGCACAUUGCAUUUGGAGGUGAAGAUGGAGCCGUUGAGAUUUUAGAACUUCUCAACAACAAAGUCUUCCAGUCCAGGAUUGGGCACAAGAAGGCCGUACGACACAUCCAGUUCUCAGCUGAUGGCAAAACUCUUAUUUCCAGUUCUGAUGAUUCUGCAAUUCAGGUAUGGAAUUGGCAGUCAGAGGAAUGUGUCCUUCUCCGAGCCCAUCAGGAAACAGUGACAGACUUUAGGCUCCUAGAAAAUUCAAGAUUGCUUUCUUGGUCAUUUGAUGGAACAGUGAAGGUAUGGAACAUUAUUACUGGAAAAAUAGAAAAAGAUUUUGUCUGUCACCAGGGCACGGUGCUUUCUUGUGCUAUUUCUUCUGAUGCUACCAAGUUUUCAUCUACCUCUGCCGAUAAGACUGCAAAGAUUUGGAGUUUUGAGCUCCCUUCCCCUCUUCAUGAACUGAAGGGCCACAAGGGCUGCGUGCGCUGCUCUGCCUUCUCUGAGGACGGCUCGCUGCUGGCGACUGGAGACGACAACGGAGAAGUCAGGAUAUGGAGUGUAUCAGACGGGGAGCUUCUUCACUUGUGUGCUCCAUUUUCGGUAGAGGAAGGAGCUGCGACCCACGCCGGCUGGGUGACUGACCUUUGCUUUUCUCCAGACAGCAAAAUGCUUGUCUCUGCUGGUGGGUAUCUUAAGUGGUGGAAUGUCAUCACAGGGGAGUCUGCGCAGACCUUCUACACCAACGGAACCAAUCUUAAGAAAAUACACGUGUCCCCUGACUUCAAAACAUACGUGACUGUUGAUAAUCUUGGUAUUUUAUAUAUUUUACAGAUUUUAGAGUAAAGAGGUUAAACAUGAAUUCUUUUUAAUUUUGAAGUUGGAAGAAAAUGACAAUGAAAUUCUUAACCAACGUUUUGUAAAGCUGUGAAUUGUUGUGCAGUGUUGUAUUCAUUACAGAAACAUUUGUGGUUGGAUGAAUGAUAAUAAUGUAGCUUUUCCCCAAAUGAGCACCUUUAAUCUUAUUUUUCAUAAUCAUCAUCAUUCUUAAUAAUUCGUCCUUAAGAUGCAGAUGAAAGUGUAAAUAUGUACCCUGUUUUACUGUUGGUAACAUUCUCUUGGUGCAUUCAAAUUGCUUGACAAAUCAGUGCGAAUAAUUUGGAGGACCCUGUACUUUAAUGCCGCCAUUACGCAGGCUGCGCCUCAGGGCGACUGUGGCCUGCGCUCGGAAGCGCAGGGAGCGCAGGGCUGUGAAGUGCCCCCAGUACAAUCUUGAGCUGAUUCGCACUCUUUAAGUUUGCUUUAAAACGCUGUGUCUGCGUGUACAGCGUGCAGCGUUUCCUUGCAUUCACCGAAUGAGUGAGUGCUGGGUUGCGGCAGUUCCACAGCGCAAACAUGGUGUGGCGCGAGAUGCCCUGCUCCGCCUUUCCUCACCGUGGCUGGUGGCAGGCAGCCAUGCCACAGCUGGACGCUGGUCGUCAGUGUUUGGGUCGGGCGCUAGCCUGCCCUCUGACUUUUUAUUUCUUGUUUGUGUCAUAACCCUCACCUUUUCUUUUUAAAGCAGUUGCUGUGUGGUUAAAUGUUAGUAAAUCAAUAAAUGGGGAAGGGCCAAUUUUAAUAAGUUUCAGUACUUUCCUAAGAAAUGUGAAACAGACAUGAGUUUCUUCUAAUUCCAUUUACUUUUACGUAGAUGGUAUUGUCAGUGCUAUUCUCUCAGUGAAUUAGUGAAUUUCAAGAGAAUUAUCUGUGAUUUUCUAUGCAGUCCCACAAGAGUCACUGUGACUCUUGGAGGACAUCAGCUUUCACCUUUCAACUGCCUGUCUUCCUCCCUCUCUCCUCUCUCCCUUCCUUCACUUCUUCCCUAAUUCACUCGAGUUUCUCCUCCUGCCUCUUCCCCCGAGGAAAGAUAGCUUUUUGUGGAGCCAGGCUGCUGCUCUGUCACCCAGCCUGGCCUUGAGCUAGGCUCGAGGAUUCUCCUGGCUCCCCUGCUGCUGGAGCGGCUGGGGGCGAUCGCUUUCGAUGUGUCAGAGCUCACAGGAAGCAAUAACGGGCUGUUUUCUUACCUUCUGAGUAGGAAGCGUAAAUCUAACAUUUUCUCUGAAGUAUGUCAUUGAGGACAGUGGGGAUAAUAGAUGUGGUAUAAUUAUAAACAUAAUCAAAUUUUAAAGACCUUUGUUUCUGCAGCAGGAACUAGUAAAUCAAAUGAGUAUUGGUAUUCAUAGUAGAUAAGCACUGCACCCGUUUCUGUUGCUGGUGCAUUCAGAGCGUGCGGUGCUGGUAGGGAGAAGAGGCCAUGCAGAUGUACCUUCAGAUUACAGGUCCUGUGUCACAUUGGCAAGAACUGUAAAUACGGUGAAUAAAAUCUUUUACAUUAUUAAGGAAUCUUGUUUGUUUGUGAUAGGUUAAAGGAUUGGUUUAUAGGCUUACUGUGAUUUAAACAAACAUAAUAAGUAGAACUUUAAUUUUAUAAAAAUAAAUUUUAUGUCUUCCUUAGAAUAUUCAAAUCCUAACUUGACUUUUAUAUAUUUAGGAGUGUAUUGCCCGGAAUAUAAAACAGUACUUUUAGAAUUAAAAGCUACUUGGCUGUUGAGUAUAACAACACUGCCUUUUAAAAAAUCUCGGUUAGCCUUUGUCUUAGAAUGGAGGAAUGGGAAGAAAGAUGAAGGGAAAUGAAGAAAGGAGACACCUGCAGCUCAAGGAGCUGGUCAGGAGGAGGCUUUUGUUCUGGACCUGGCAAGUGAACAUUAUCCCGCAUUUUCUCUUUUUUUUCUACAUUGGACUUUGUAAAAACGUUUUACAUUGUAUGUGUCUUACAUGUUUGGAGAACUGUUUUGUAUUUAUCACUUACAGGAUCAUUUUUGUCUUGGAAUACAUUUUAAAAUGUGAAUUUUAAAAAAAUAAAAUUUCUGAAAGUUUCUGAGAAA